Symbiodinium natans is the source of this 241-nucleotide messenger RNA. The record is from the annotation of a GenBank genome assembly. NCBI's taxonomy places the organism in Eukaryota, Dinophyceae, Suessiales, Symbiodiniaceae.
AUGCUGGGCGGUCUGGGCUUCAUUCCGCUGGACUCGCUGGACCCAGUCACUGAAGCUGCCGUGCCCGCUGCCAAGCGCCUGUCGUUGCAAGAGUUCAAGUCUCAGCCGGUUUUGGCCAUCAGCCGGACUCAAAGCGGUGUCGCUUUGAAAGAGCUGUACGGAGCUUUGGACCGGGAGAGGCCAGGGGCCCCUGAAGCGGUGUUUCGGAGGCUCUAUGCCUCAAAGCCGGGGACUUUCCCGC